Molecule: messenger RNA, 5602 nt
Organism: Etheostoma spectabile (orangethroat darter)
Lineage: Eukaryota; Metazoa; Chordata; Actinopteri; Perciformes; Percidae
Gene: dennd6a
Product: DENN/MADD domain containing 6A
Exons: 20
Coding region: 181-1998 (605 amino acids)
Cellular component (GO): recycling endosome
Molecular function (GO): guanyl-nucleotide exchange factor activity
Source: RefSeq, a predicted model, not a curated record
CGUCGUACGUACGCUCCUGCUUCUAUGCUAAGUGCUAGCUGAGUAGCUACUUUCUGAAGCUCUGCUUGCCUACUCUGCUUAUCACCUGGGGGUAGACUGACUAGAUAAACCGUACAAACUUAUUUAGAAAAGCCGUUGACAUUUUGCGGAGCAUCUGAGUGUCCGUGUCGGGCCGUCGCCAUGGCUCUGCAAGGCCCGGAGGAGCUGGGGGAGCAGGUCGAAGAGUCGGAGGAUCUGGACGACCAGGACGCUAGUAGCAUCUCCCCGGCCGAGGAGAUAACUCUGCCUCCCGGGCCUGGAGGCGACGAGGACCCGGAGGAGGCUCUCCUGCUGCCCUGGGACCGCUUCUCCACCUGGCUGCACUGCAUCUGUGUGGUGGGCUUCGACCUGGAGCUGGGACAGGCGGUGGAGGUUAUCUAUCCUCACCACUCCAAACUGUCAGAGAAAGAGAAAACAAGCAUCUGCUACCUUUCCUUUCCUGACUCCAACUCAGGUUGCCUUGGCGACACCCAGUUCUGCUUUCGCUUUCGUCAGGGUUCCAACAGGAAGUCGUCGCUCGGCUGCUUCCUGGAAACCACCGACCGGGACGCACCACCCUGUCUGAAGAGGGAACAAGGCCAUUACUACGGUUACGUGUACUUCCGUCAGGUGCGAGACAAAUCCCUGAAGAGAGGAUACUUCCAGAAGUCUCUGGUCCUGAUCAGUAAGAUGCCCUAUGUGACGUUCUUCCACUCGCUGUUGAAGAUCAUGGCUCCAGAAUACUUUGAGAAACAGGAACCCUGUCUAGAGGCUGCUUGUAAUGACAUAGACCGCUGGCCGACGCCCCAUCCUGGACGAAUACUCACGCUUCCCAUUAUGGGCGUGGUAAUCAAGGUUCGCAUCCCAACCUCUUACGACAAACCAGGAACCUCCCAGCUGGUCCAGUCCGCCCAGAGUGACAGUCAGGUGUCCAUCGUGCUCCCAACCAUCCAUGAAGUCGACCUCUUCAGGUGUUUUUAUCCAGUCUUCUUCCACAUCCAGAUGUUGUGGGAGUUAGUGUUGCUGGGGGAGGCACUUGUUGUCAUGGCACCGUCGCCGGCAGAGUCGUCGGAUACCGUGCUGGCAUUGGUCAGCUGCAUCUCCCCUCUGCGUUACUGCAGUGACUUCCGGCCGUACUUCACCAUCCACGACAGCGAGUUUAAGGAGUACACCACCAGGACGCAGGCUCCGCCAUCAGUCAUUCUGGGAGUGACCAAUCCCUUCUUUGCUAAAACCCUGCAGCACUGGCCGCACAUCAUCCGCAUUGGAGACAUGAAGCAAGCAGGAGAGAUGGCCAAGCAGAUGAAAGUCAAGAAACUGAAAAACCUCAAAACUCUGGACUCUAAACCUGGUGUGUACACUGCAUAUAAGCCGUAUCUCAACAAAGAUGAAGAAAUCAUCAAACAGCUCCAGAAGGGUGUUCAACAGAAGAGACCCUCAGCAGCCCAAAAUGCAAUUCUUCGACGCUACUUCUUAGAACUGACCCAGAGCUUCAUCAUCCCACUGGAGCGCUACGUGGCUAGUCUGAUGCCUCUCCAGAAGUCCAUCAGUCCUUGGAAGAGUCCUCCUCAACUGCGACCGUUCAUCCAGCAGGACUUCAUGAAGACGCUGGAGAAAGCCGGACCGCAGCUUACAUCCAGACUGAAAGGAGACUGGAUAGGACUCUACAGGCAUUUCCUCAAAUCUCCCAACUUUGACGGCUGGUUCCGCAACAGGAGGAGAGAGAUGACCCACAAACUGGAGGCUCUGCACCUUGAGGCGCUGUGUGAGGAGGAUCUGCAGCAGAGAGUCCAGAUGCACUCGGAGGUAGAGACAGUUGAUCUGGUCCUGAAGCUGAAAGAUAAGCUGAGUCAGGCGGAGAGGGACCACCUCCCAGUGCGUCUGGGGACUCUGUCCAAACUAAGGGCCCACAUUGAGGCCGUUAUUCUGGCCCUACCAGAGGACCUGCAGGGCAUCCUCCACAAGCCCUCCACACCCUGACCUUUAACCCUUUGGCCCGCAACCCUAACCCCAGUUUGAGCUUGUUUUAAAGUUUCUUGGGGGGGGGGGGGGGGUAGUGGGUCUCCUCCCUGUUUGUUCAGACCCGGCCGCAGUUUGAGGACCUCUUCUGGUCCAACGUAGAAAGCACACCGAAUAUUUUUGUUUCCCAAAGUAUUCAUCCAACUUUAGUUGUAUUAACAUCUUUUCUCCCCAAACCUCUACUGUGGAGACUAGACGUGCCACGUCUCAGGAGAGGUGAGGCGUUCAAAGGAUCAGGCCGCAGCGGCUCGACAUAAACUCCCUUAAAGAGUUUUCAGGAGGUGAAACAGGUUUUCACAUUAGAGACACAUUAGGUAAAGUGAGAGAGCUCAUCUGGACCUUUUUGGGGGGGCUGCAUGAAGAAGGAUCUGUCGUCACUUUAAAAGUAAGAGCAGGAAGAAUAACCCAACUGACAUUUCACCCUAAGCAUUUUUACCUUUUGACAUUUUUAAGGUUUACUUUUUUAACUAACGAUGGACUGCUGCAAUGCGAUGGAAGUGACUUUGGAGUAUUUCAUCCAUUUAAAAAAAAAAAAAGGUUUGUUAAAAAAGUGCACUUCAUCGCCACACACACAGCUGUUAUGCAAACAAACUGAGCCGAGCAGUGCUUUACAAUGACGUUUUACUACAACGUUGUCCGUUCAAACACACAAACACAGAGAGCGUUAAGCACCAGCGACCCUGUUAUGAUUUGUUAAUUUGCCACGAGCUAAUCACUUCCCCUUUAUACAUUUCACAUGAUCUUUGUGACAAGAUUUUGUCUUAAAAUAUAAUAGCUUGGAAUUUGUAUUGUAUUGUACCCUAAUUACUUUUAUUUUGAUGAAUUAAAUAUGGCCUUAAGUCAUGUAAUAUAUAUUUUUUUAAAUGUACGUAGUAAGUUUGUACGAGCAGGUUUAAAUCUAAAAUGGAAGAUUGGUUUUGUGAUGAAAAUGAAACUUCUUCAGCGGCUCCAGCUGUCUGCACCGAUGAACCUGCACUCACACUCAGCGGACAUGUAUAUUUGGGAAAGUGAGUGCUCGAUUAUAUGGAAAAAAAACUCAUAAUUACAAUUAUUUGGGCCAAUAAUGAAAUCACGAUUAUUAUGCAUUUACUGAACCUAAAUAAACAGUUAAAGAAAUGAACAGUGGAAACACCUUAAACUUGGAAAUUUCCCUUAAUACUUUUCCUGUUAAACUUUUUUGAAUUCCCCCAAAAUAAGUUUGUUUUUAUAAAACAUAAUGUGCAAAAUAAUCGUUUUUCCUCAAUCGCAUUGUUUUUGUGAUCGCCAUCAGCCGAAAUUGCGAAUAGAAUGUGAUUAAUUGCACAGCCCUACAUCGUUAAGGGAUCGUGUUUGAUAGCCAGGACAACCCCCCGCCCCGAAAGUCCGAACUGUCGGCUCUGAAAUGGGAGGGGUCCUAUAGAUUGCUGGUGGCUUGUGUGGCUCAUCAAACAAACCUUCCAGCUGGCGUCGUUUGCAUUGAGCUUUUUGAUUUUGGCGAACCUGACGCUGGUGCCUUACAGGAACGAGAGCAGAACCAAGUAAGGAUAAGUGAGAGCUGUGCUUCGUUAGCUGCAGCUCUUUUUACUUUUUUUAACACUAAACUAAAUUUGCUCUGCUGAAGAGCAACUUCUGACAAACGUUGAACUCUGAAGAUCAUCCUGCUCACGAUCCUCUGUGUUGAAAACGCAGCUGAAGUCUGUUUUAAAUUGUUUUCUGAAGAAAGUGAACCACACCGAUGCAAUAUCGAACUAAAGACCUAUAAAGUUACAGAGGAAAUACAAGAAACCAGACACAUUCAGUUGUAAUAAAGAGACACUCCUCACCGCUGGGUCUGUCCGGCAUCAUUUCUCCGCAUGUUUUAGCCCAUAAAACUCAAAUUAUGUUUGAUUAAUCUACUUUAGACUAUAUAUUUGGAUUGUUUUCUUCUUGAUUUCAGGUCGUUUCAGUGUCUCAAGACUUUGAGUUACAUAGAAUCAAAUCAACACUUUUGUUGUCAUUACUUAGCAUUCCUCAUGGGGGGGGGGGGGGGGGGGGGACCAGAAAUUACACUCUAAAAAGCUUUAAAUGGCCAAAAAAUACAAAUUCCUCAGUUUGAUCCUUAAAUUUAAAAUCAUUGAACUCAAAGUUAAUGAUUUUACUUAAAUUCAUAAAAAUUCUUGGACACCUACAAUGUAAAAGAAAUAUCAAAACCAUCUAUAACAACAGCAAUAACGGAACAUUUCACUUAUUAUUAAUUUGUAUUUUCAGAGUGUGAACGAGAAGAGCGUUUUCUAAAGGUGUAGUUAGCGGUUAACGGCACACACAGAUAUUUGAUGAUUGCAUUUCAAAAUAUCACUUGUUGGAAAACGUUAAAUUAACCUCUUGUCAAAAUUAUGGAUUGUGGUUUUUUUUUCUUCUUUUUAUUUUAGGACAUCAUGUAACACAUGUUCUAUGAAUGCUCCUCAAGCAGAUCAUUGUAAAAAAAAAAAAAAAAAACAUCAAAAAAUAUGUGCUGGUUGGGAAAACCUGUGUAAUCUGGUUGUUGGGCAACCAUGAAAGUUUUAUAUAUAUAUUGAAAAAAAAAAUGAUUUUAACAAUUUUACAUUUUUUCAUAGAGGGCUAUUGUCAUAUUCCCCCUCUGUAGAGAUGUGUUGUACAUAAUGGGGUAAAGUUAAAGGGUGGCACAGAUACGAUGUACCAUAAUUAUUUUGCUAUUACAACAGACGUCUUACUAAAUACAGAGCUAUAAAUGUGUAUUGCUCCAUAUGUUAAUUUACCUUUCUUAGGCUAAUUACAAUAUUGUUGAGCCACCUUGACAUUUUGAAUUUGUUGUUCGUACGCUAAGAGGCACUAAAAAUCUAAAGUUUUAGCAUUUCUACUGAUUCUGAGAACAUAAAAUGUGAUUGUUAUUUUUGGACCCUAUUUCCAGAAAACAUUGAGAUUGGACCAUUUACGCAAAAUCCCAGAUAAAGAUUUAUUAUUAACUUAAGUUAUGAAAUCAAUGUAGUGAAGUAAAAAGAACAAUUUUUCCCUCUCAAAUGUACAGGUAUACUCAAAUAACUCAAGUAAAGCAACUUGAAAUUGUACUUAAAUGCAGUACAUUUAGUGAGAAAUAUACUACUACCACUGCAAGAAUGAUCCAAUGUUUUCCCACGUUGAAACCAUCAGCGAAAUGUAAUAUUGUAAAGUUAUGAGUUGUUAGUUUGUCGGUUUCCUUGGAUGACCGUUGCUACUUUGUUAGCUUUAGCUGCUUAGCCGGUGUCAGUGAGUGACACCUAAUGCUCCCAAAAUAUUUGGACCAAUCGUUCUAAAGACGCUAACGAAUUCAAAAUGUCAACGCAAGCACACGCAUUUACCUCUAUAUCACUGUUUUUGGUUUUAUUAAAGCCAUAUAACCACUGCUACUAAACCACUCGGACGCCCUGAAGAACUACAGUGGAGAUGAGAGUUUGUAAAUGUCACAAGGAAGUCAUCAAGCUCACAUGUUAACGUUUUCACAUGUUACCUUUAUUGUAACUUGAAGUCUUUUGGAAUAUACUCACUGCUGAGUAUCUCUCAUGACAUUGUUUGCUUUUGCGUGAUACAGGUAUAAUAAAGAAAUUCACAC